UCAACUUUCUCUCCAGCCACUUGGAAGGAGCAAUGAGAAGAGAGGAGCUGUCGCCCUGCUGAUGCCAGGACGUCUGGGAUGCAGUGACAAGCGUUUGUUUUCCAACAGGACAUUAUCUGUGUAUAUCUAGGGAAGACAAACGGUACAUUGCGGAUUUGGUAUAUCCAUCAAUCGGAUGCAAGCAGAACCAGGCCCAACUUAACAAUGGGCCCCAUACACCUGUGUGUCCUGCUCCCAGUAGCGGUAUUGGCAGUGGCGGCUGUCGCUGCUGAGUUGCCCGCAACAGUCGAUGAUGAGUACACUUGGCCACAGUGGAAUUUGCCUCUGGUAAAAAAAAGGCGCACUAUGCCUCUGAGUAGCCCCGACUUCUCGGCCCACACUCAACCGCAGGCGAGUGGAACUUGCGGGAUUGAGUGUCAGCUUCGCCUUCCCUCACUUUCUCUGGAUGACAUGGAGCAGUUCCUAUCCUACGAGACGGUUUAUGAGAAUGGUACACGCACAUAUACUUCAGUGUCUGUGCAAGGUCUGAAUGAGGUGACAGCUUGGUCCAGAAACAGCUCUUCCAGUUCUCGUUAUAAGCGAGAGGUGUACGGCACAGACAGCCGCUUUACCAUAUCUGAUAAGCAGUUCUCCACUAAGUAUCCGUUCUCCACUUCUGUCAAGAUCUCCACUGGAUGUUCUGGAGUUCUGGUGUCACCUAAACACGUGUUGACUUCCGCCCACUGCAUCCAUGAUGGAAAGGAUUAUUUGGAUGGUGUUCAGAAGCUUCGCGUUGGUAUUCUUAAAGAAAAAUCCAGGAGAGGAAAAGGAGGCAAAGGGAAAGGUGGACGAGGGAAGGGUAAACGGAGAAAAGGAGAUGACGUUAAAGAACUAAAGGAAGUGGAAGAGGAAGGGAGCCGAAAAGGAAAAGGAAAGGGUAGGAAGAGCCGGAGUCGCCGCAGCGUCGAAAUGGAGAAACCUUCAUUUCGGUGGACCAGGGUCAAGAAAACCCAAGUACCAAAAGGCUGGUUCAAAGAUGUGUCUGAUGGACUGACUGCAGAUUACGACUAUGCAGUCCUAGAGCUGAAGAGACCCCCUAAAGUCAAACAUAUGGAUCUGGGUGUUAUACCCUCAAUCAAGAAGCUCCCCGCUGGAAGAAUCCACUUUUCUGGCUUUGAUGACGACCGGCCAGGAAACCUGGUGUACCGAUUCUGCUCUGUCACUGAGGAGUCCAACGAUUUGUUGUACCAGCACUGUGACGCCAAACCGGGCUCUAGUGGCUCUGGGGUCUACAUCCGUCUGAAAGAACCGGGCAAAAAGAAGUGGAAGAGGAAGAUCAUUGGGGUAUUUUCCGGUCACCAGUGGGUGGAUGUUAAUGGGAAUGGUCUGCAGCAGGAUUACAAUGUUGCAGUGAGGAUAACACCUCUCAAGUAUGCCCAAAUUUGCUACUGGGUCCACGGAGACUCAAGUGAGUGCCAGAUGGCCUAAAGCAAAACAAAAACCUUCCCAAAUAACUCCACACCCCCUCUUCACUCAAAGGACGCCCAUCAGCUCUAACCGUCACCUGUGCCUCCUGCUACUAUCAUCUACAAACACGCAUUCCACAGCCAUACAGACUCAGUGUUGACAACAACAGAACUCUGUGACACAUAAAAGAGAACUGUGGCUUUUCUAAUUUAUUUCUUAAAAACUGAAAAAAAAUAUGUAUUUGAAUAGUUUACAGAUCAUUACAAUCUGCAGUUCUGCUUUCUGUAUAUGUCAAUGUUUUUUUUUUCUUGGGUAUAUUUCUGAAAUUGUGCUUGCUGCAGUUGUCUUUCAUUCUAACUUGUCUUUGUACAGUGACUUCAUCAUUGUAAAGAUGGACAUUGGCUUUGACAAAAGACACAGGACCAAAAUUAAUGUAAAAUUUUUCUUUCCACAACCAAGUAUAAAGAAACAUUUCAUAUGUGUAUUUUUGAUUUCCGUAUGUCUGGCUUUGUAUCUUUUUUUCUGACACAGUGGAGAUGCUUCUAAUGCAUUCUGUUUAGAACUUGUCUUGUCAGCUUUUCUUUGUUUUUUUCUGUCUUUGUUUUUGCAGUGAAUUGUAUUGUUAUUGUUGUGCACAUAAUUCUAUUGGUGCUUUUACAGAAGACAAUGGUGCUAAUUUAUGGAACUAUAAGCUUUUUUUUCAUCCAGGGAAAGGGAUACUCUUUAGAAUAUAUUUUGAUAGCCUACUACUGUAACUAUGAAAUUGGUCUGAGGCUACAUGUCUGCUAUGUUAAGGUGGAACUGAACCUUGUAUUAAUUUACUUGAUAAUUUAAUUGAUUUAUCUUAUCCCCUGGGUUUAAUUUGACCACGACUCAACAGUAUUGUUAAACACAAAUUUUAAUAUGGAUGUCAUUUUUUUAAUAUAUAUUUGUAAUGUUCCAAAAACGUAUUUUGUAAAAAACAAAUAAAUUCCAAAUGUCAAAUAUUAUUAAUAUUGAACUCCAAACAAUUAAAUCUGUUUUACUAAGUAUGUGUUU
Messenger RNA from Nerophis lumbriciformis (worm pipefish), 2484 nucleotides. It is a transcript of the gene prss35, whose product is annotated as serine protease 35. Gene Ontology annotation, biological process: proteolysis. NCBI's taxonomy places the organism in Eukaryota, Metazoa, Chordata, Actinopteri, Syngnathiformes, Syngnathidae. Gene Ontology annotation, molecular function: serine-type endopeptidase activity. The record is from RefSeq and is a predicted model, not a curated record.